UCCAACAACAGGAGCCUCCAAACAGUACAGGCUGCAGGAGCUGCGUCCUCUCACAUCCUCUGCCUUUAUCACCUGACAGCAGCACACACACACACACACACACACACUGCACUGGACCCACAUCUUUAACCUCGCUCUCACGUUGUGUAUCAUCAGAGGCUCGCUGUCACGAUGGAUGUCUCUCUCGUCUCUAUACCCUGUCAUUUUAUGAUGAAGCCCACAGACAAACCUUGCAUACCUAGCUCGCAAUACAUUUUGAUUUCCUCCCAUUAGCACUUUUAGAACCGAACCAAGUGGUUCUUUCAUCCAUUUUGUGGUAGAAAUUUAUUUAUACAUACACAUUUACCUCAUAAGUCACUGUCAAAGCACAAUAAAUUGGCUUGGUUUCACUCUGAUUGUUUAAAUUAAAUUAAAUUGCAAGUAAAGAUGGAUACAAGUACACUAGCAACCCUGGCAGCUGCCACUACCUUGGCUGUGGCCUCUCAGACUGACAUGUCAGGCUACUUGUGGCUGCUGGUGUUAGGCUUUGUAAUUGCCUUCAUCCUGGCUUUCUCUGUGGGGGCCAACGAUGUGGCCAACUCCUUCGGUACUGCAGUGGGCUCCGGAGUUGUCACCAUGCGCCAGGCCUGCAUCCUGGCCACUAUCUUUGAGACAGUGGGCUCAGUGCUGCUGGGGGCCAAAGUCAGCGAGACCAUCCGACAGGGGAUCAUUGACGUCCGGAUGUACAACGGCUCCGAACACGUCCUGAUGGCAGGGUCGAUAAGUGCGAUGUGUGGCUCUGCUGUGUGGCAGCUGGUUGCAUCAUUCCUAAAGCUCCCCAUUUCUGGAACCCACUGUAUUGUUGGAGCCACAAUUGGAUUCUCCAUGGUGGCCAGAGGUCACCAUGGGGUCAAAUGGAUGGAGAUUCUGCGCAUUGUGGCUUCCUGGUUCCUGUCACCUGUGCUGUCAGGCAUCAUGUCAGGAAUCCUCUUCUAUUUCGUUCGCAAAUUCAUUCUGAACAAGGCUGACCCCGUCCCCAACGGCCUCAGAGCUCUCCCUGUCUUCUACGCCAUCACCAUGGGCAUCAACCUCUUCUCCAUCAUGUUUACAGGAGCACCACUGCUGGGUUUUGACAGACUGCCAUGGUGGGGUACGCUGUGCAUUGCACUGGGCUGUGCCGUUGUCACAGCUUUGGUGGUUUGGUUGGUCGUCUGCCCACGCCUCAAGAAGAAAAUCAAACGAGAAAUAGCUCCCGCUCCCUGCGAAACUCCACUAAUGGAGAAGAACUCCAGCAAACCGGCGCCAGCAGAGCAGCCCUCACUACCUCAUGACCCUCAACCCCAGACUCCUCCAGCAGACUGUCAGAAGGUGGCUUUCAAACUCGGAGGCUCAGAAGAAGCUGAUUUGGACAACAACGACAUGGACACCAAAGACUUGGAUAUUAGCAAUGGUCUGAAUGGUACUGUUGGCCCCAUGAUGAUCACUGAUCCUCACAGUGGACGGUCCCACACAAUCCACAAAGAUUCUGGCCUUUACAAAGACCUGCUCCACAAGCUUCACAUGGCUAAGGUCGGUGACUGCAUUGGUGACAGUGAUACAGAAGAGCGGCCCAUCAGGAGGAACAACAGCUACACCUCCUACACCAUGGCCAUUUACGGCAUUCAAGGUGAUCCUAAAUACAAGGAGGUGGACGGCGGGCUGCAGAGAAGAUCGAGGGUGGACAGUUACAGCAGCUAUAGCUCAGCAGUAACCACUGGGACCAGUACGGCCCAGGACGGGAGUGUGACUCAGGAAGCUGGCCCGGUCCUCGCUGUGGAAGAGGACGAGCUGGAGGUGGACCAACCGGCCGUGUCCUUGCUUUUCCAGUUCCUGCAGAUACUCACGGCGUGCUUUGGCUCCUUUGCUCACGGAGGGAACGAUGUCAGCAAUGCGAUUGGUCCACUGGUGGCUCUCUGGCUUCUGUAUGAGAGCGGCUCCGUGGUGUCCAACUCACCAACGCCCAUUUGGUUGCUUCUUUAUGGCGGAGUGGGGAUCUGCGCAGGACUCUGGGUAUGGGGACGCAGGGUGAUGCAGACCAUGGGCAAAGACCUCACACCCAUUACACCCUCCAGUGGAUUCAGCAUUGAGCUAGCUUCAGCAAUCACAGUCGUCGUGGCAUCCAAUAUCGGUCUUCCUGUCAGCACAACGCACUGCAAGGUAGGGUCUGUGGUGGCCGUGGGUUGGCUGCGCUCCAGGAAAUCCGUCGACUGGCGUCUGUUCAGGAACAUCUUCAUCGCUUGGUUUGUCACAGUUCCUAUCUCUGGGCUGAUCAGUGCUGCCAUCAUGGCUCUUUUCAUAUAUGUUGUUCUGUGAGCCUCCCACUAUCCAGCUACACUUCACCUGACUGCCUGCCACAGUUUUUCUUUGGCUGACGGAUAAAACAUAUGGUCUCUGUUAAUGAUGUUUAUGAUAUUGUUCAAAGUCAUUUUGAGGUCAAGCCAAUGAUGUUAUCUCACCGGAAUAUGUCCAUGAAUGAUGUAGGAUCUAAUAACACUGUUCAACUAUCCAGAAGUCUGUGAUCCUGUAUGUAUAUUUGUAUAAAAGCAACAUUGUAUUAAAAAUCAAAACAUUCACUUUUGACUGAAAAAGCACAAAUAACAGUAAUAUUCUAUGUUUGCGUAUUUGGAUGUAAUAAAAUGAGGAGAUGCUUGAUUUGAAAGGAUUUCAAUGUAUUUUACUCACUAUUAAACAUUUUCCACUAAA
Morone saxatilis (striped sea-bass) is the source of this 2721-nucleotide messenger RNA. It is a transcript of the gene slc20a1a, whose product is annotated as solute carrier family 20 member 1a. Bases 427 to 2331 code for a protein of 634 amino acids. The record is from RefSeq and is a predicted model, not a curated record. The transcript has 11 exons. Gene Ontology annotation, cellular component: membrane. Gene Ontology annotation, biological process: phosphate ion transmembrane transport. NCBI's taxonomy places the organism in Eukaryota, Metazoa, Chordata, Actinopteri, Moronidae. Gene Ontology annotation, molecular function: phosphate transmembrane transporter activity.